CAGUGAAACCGGUGCUCAACAUUGAGUGCAUUGUCGAGACAUUACAGUAGAGUAGAGCCGGUGUUGACUCCACUCUACACUACUGUACAACUCAUACCUAAACUGAAACUCUAGGUAUCGAUCGAUUCAACUGAUCUCAUCUCCAGAACACGUGUCCAUUCAUUUCAAACCAUUUCGUUGUCUCCAAUGAACUAAACAGACCAUGCAUUUCACAGGAGUAGUGAUGAUGUGUCUGAUGGGCGCACAUGUGUUGACCGCAAACCCCAAUCCCACCACAAUUGUAGACCAAUCGGAUUUGGAUCGCAUGAAGACAUUGGUCCACUUGUCAGCCCCGGUGUCCACCAAUUCAUUGUCGAACAUCUAUUACUCCCUCUUCUCCCAGACAUUGCUCUCCCAAACCAUCGCUCAAUCGACUGAUAUAUGCAAUCAUCUGAAGACACAAACCGACCAAACGAUUGAAUCCAUUUUCUACAUCACAUCCGCCGCUAAACUCAUCAAUUGUCAGAUAUCUGGCGCUCAAUACGUGUCUAAACUGGAAUCGGCGCUGAAGGAGGACUCGCCGGUUGCGGACAUAUAUCGUGCGGCCAUUUCUUUGUUGAAUUUGGGAAAAGCCAUCGAUUCAACAAAAGUGGCGAAAGUGUUGGUCACGGCUCUCAAGAAAGACGAGUCGCUAAUCAAUACGGGACUCGCCUUUCAAUUGGCGGCUAAGUUCACGAAAGCGGAGGACAGGAAUUUGUUUGUCGAAAAGAUCGGUGACGUUAUCGUUCAGGCGGACGAAGUGGACGGCAAGUUCUUACAGUUUGAAGGAGGACUCGGCAUCACUGCCAGUAUAGUGAGUGGUGUGUAUCAGUUGGCCAGCGCUAGCAAUAAGCCGAUUGGGCUGAAAAAUGAUCAGGCGCUGAAGUUUGCCAAUUACUUCCUGUCCCGGAAGUACGUUCUCACUCCUAAAAGCAUCUCUGAAUUGCUUGAAGUGUUGAAACUUUUUACUAACAAUAAAUACCACAUUCCGGUGAUAAUCACAAACUAUGGCUCGAGUGCUCUCUCGCCAUCAAACCCUGUGCUUACUGUUCGAGUGACUAAUGUUUUGGGCGCUUCUUUGGGUCCGCUCGCAGUGACAAUUGAUUCGGCCGUCAAAGUCGAUGACAAGAAAACAGUAUUAACUAAAAAGACUUUGCAGAGCGUUCAGGGAGACAGCAAACUUUACGCCAUUAACUUUCUGGACUCGAAGCCGUUGAGAGGACAGUACGAUCUGUUGGUGAGCGCUGUGCCAUCGAAGGCCGACCCUCGUCUCAUAGCAAACACCGGCGUUCAGCUGAAGGCCAUUGUUUUGACACAAGUAUCGAUUGUAAGCGCAGAGAUCACUGUCGCCGAUCGGGACACCGGUGGCAGCGGAGCCGUCACUAAACUUGAAUACCCGAAAGCAAUAUCACAACCAUUAGAAGCGGAUUCUCAGCAGAGAGUUGUCCUUAAAUUUCAAUUGAAAGACAAGAUUGUGGGCGAUUUGAUGUCAGCCCACCAGACAUUCGUUCAGUUGACAAACGUAAAGACAAAGCAAGACAUUGUGUUCAUUGCAGAACACGAUUCGGCGCUUAAUUACAAAUUAGAUCUUAAUUUGCAAACUAAAGCCAAAGACUUGAAUCAUAUGAACGGCUUGUAUGAGAUUUCGCUUAUCAUUGGAGACGCAGUCAUUUCGAACCCAAUCCAAUGGAAGAUCGCAUCAAUUAAUCUUCAACUCUCGUCCUCUCACUCGCCGUCCACUGAAGAAGCGGUUUCUCCGUUUGUCUCCAAACCAGAAAUCAAACAUCUGUUUAGAGAGCAAGAGAUACGUCCGGCGCCUGUCGUGUCCAACGCUUUCUCUAUUCUAGUUUUGCUGCCAAUAGUCAUACUCUUUGGACUCUUAUGGUAA
Molecule: messenger RNA, 1906 nt
Organism: Medioppia subpectinata
Lineage: Eukaryota; Metazoa; Arthropoda; Arachnida; Sarcoptiformes; Oppiidae
Source: the annotation of a GenBank genome assembly